Messenger RNA from Brachypodium distachyon (stiff brome), 1238 nucleotides. Its product is annotated as protein IQ-DOMAIN 14-like. The coding region runs from base 1 to 972 and encodes 323 amino acids. The record is from RefSeq and is a predicted model, not a curated record. Gene Ontology annotation, molecular function: protein binding. The transcript is spliced from 2 exons. Lineage: Eukaryota; Viridiplantae; Streptophyta; Magnoliopsida; Poales; Poaceae.
AUGGCGAGAGCGCGAGGGCUGUGCUGCCUGGUGGCGCCGAAGAAGCCAUCAUCGGCGGGCGACGCCGCCCGUGCAGUCCGCCGCAGCAGCGCGGCCUGCAUCUGCUGCAUCGGCCCGCACCACAGGCCGUCCGGCGGAAGCAGCUGCGUGCCAUGCCUCGCUACCGGGGCCGAUGAACACGGCAGCAGCAGCGCGCGCACGCCUCUCACCAGCUGCUGCGGCACCGGCGCCGGGGACGCCGGACGCGUGCGCAGCGGCACCCCCAAGACGCCGCGCACGCUCACCGCGAGGCGCCUCUGCUGCGGCGUCGCCCGGCGCCGCGCCCCGGCCCGCCGCCUCGCCACGCCCGCGCCGGCACCGGCACCGGCACCUGCACCUGCGCCGCCUGCUGCUGCGGCUCCGCGGACCCCGUCGACGCCGAUCGGGCGGACGCAGCGCGUGUGCUGCGUCACCAGCAGUGUCCCCAGCGCGAACAAGACCGGCGCGCGGCGCCGCUGGCUCAGCGCCGGCCGCAAGGCGGCAGCCGUCGUGGGCGGCGCCGCAGCCCCUCUGCGUGGCGGCACCGACAACAACAACAGCAGCAGCACGCGUGUGGUUGCGGAGGCCGUGGAGCCGGCGGCGGGGGGCAAGGAAGAAGCGGAGUCGUCGGCGUGCUCCAAGGACUCGGAGUACGCGCUGCUGUGCAGGGUGGGGUUCGCGCGGGAGGACGUGGCCGCGGUCACCAUCCAGGCCUACUUCAGAGCCCACCUGGCUCGGAGGGCGUUCAGGGCGCUGCGGAGCCUGGUGAGGCUGCAGGCGGUGGCGCGGGGCGCGUACGUGCGGCGGCAGGCGGAGGUGGCCGUGCACUGCAUGCAGGCCAUGGCCAGGCUGCAGGCGCGGGUGCGCGCAAGGCAGCAGACGAUGCAUCUCCCCAAGCCCAAACCCAAGCACGAGCCCGAGGAGAAGCAAAAGCUCUUGCGGCAGCAAAGCUGAUCCAACGUCGUGUCUGUGCACCCACGACACGAUUCGGGUGUCCGGACUCGGGAGCGACCGACCGGGGCGCGUACAGAGUCAGUCAAGCUUAAAUUGUUUCGCAUGCAUAUGUGCUUGCCUGUUGUGAUAUGUGAUCCGACCUUGCUUGGGGUUUGUACGUCUGCUAUUUGUUUUUGUUUUUUUUGUGUGUGUCCUUGCUUUCCUGUUGUGGGAGUUUCUUUACUUGUGCAAGAUUAAAACUGCAGUAUCAAAAUGUUUCUAAUUCA